This is a messenger RNA of Gallus gallus (chicken), 666 nucleotides long. It is a transcript of the gene FBL, whose product is annotated as fibrillarin. Lineage: Eukaryota; Metazoa; Chordata; Aves; Galliformes; Phasianidae. Gene Ontology annotation, biological process: rRNA methylation; box C/D sno(s)RNA 3'-end processing. Gene Ontology annotation, molecular function: histone H2AQ104 methyltransferase activity; RNA binding; rRNA methyltransferase activity. Gene Ontology annotation, cellular component: small-subunit processome; box C/D methylation guide snoRNP complex; nucleolus. The record is from RefSeq and is a predicted model, not a curated record.
AUGCCCCGAAAUGGAUUCGAAACACCUGAGAAUGGCUCUAAAACGCCCCUUAAAGCAUUCAUGAUCCCUUACGGUGUCUCCAAACGCCCUGGACUGGCCCAAAUAUUCCCAAAUGGCCCCCAAAUCCUCCCCGUUAUCCUCGUCGUCGCUUUCAGUGCCAUUAAACGCCGUAAGGUUUCAGCCCCCGCGGGGGUCGCGGUGGCUUUGGGGACCGGGGGGGCCGCGGUGGCUUCCGGGGGGGCCGAGGUGGGGGUUUUUAAGUCCCCCGGGGGUGGCGGCCGUGGUGGUUUUGGGGGCAGAGGAAGAGGAGGACCCGGCCGGGGGGGCCGGGGGGGGCGCGGCGGUGGCCGUGGGGGCUUCAAAGGGGGCAAAAAAGUGACGGUGGAGCCCCAUCGACAUGAAGGGGUCUUCAUCUGCCGGGGGAAGGAGGACGCGCUCGUCACCCGCAAUAUGGUGCCGGGGGAGUCGGUGUAUGGGGAGAAGAGGAUCUCAGUGGAGGACGGUGACACCAAAGUGGAGUACCGCGCGUGGAACCCAUUCCGGUCCAAAUUGGCUGCGGCCAUUUUGGGGGGCAUCGAUCAGAUCCACAUCAAACCCGGAGCGAAAGUCCUUUACCUCGGGGCGGCCUCGGGGACAACGGUGUCACACGUGUCCGACAUCGUGGGG